AUGGUGGAUAUGAUGGUGAUGAAUGUGAGGGUGGUGGUGAUGAUGGUGUUGAUGGUGUUUGUGAUGGUGGUGGAGAUGGUUGUGGUAAUAGUUGUGACGGUGGUGGUGAUGGAUGUGAUGGUGGUGGUGAUAGUGGGUGAUGGUGGUUGUGGUUGUGGUGAUGGUGAUUGGAAUGGUGGUUGUGAUGGUAGUGGUGUGGGCGAUGACGACGAUGAUGGUAAUGGAAAUGAUUAUGGUGGUGUUGGUGGUAAUUGUGAUGGUGAUGGUGGUAUUGGCGGUGAUGGUGAUGGAAAUGGCUGUGAUGGUGGUGUUGGUGGUAAUGGUGGUGGUGAUGGUAAUGAAAUUGAUGGUGGUGUUGAUUGUGGAGGUGAUGGUGUUGGUGAUGGAGCUUGUUGUGAUGGUGAUGUUGAAGGUGGUGUUGGAGAUACGCUGGUGAUGGUCAUUGAAUUGGUGGCAAUGGUGGUGAUGGUGACGGACUUUGGGUCGGUGGUGAUGGUGGUGACAGUUGUGAUGGUGUGCUGGUGGUGCUUGUGGUGGUGGUGCUUGUGA
This is a messenger RNA of Dreissena polymorpha, 549 nucleotides long. RefSeq lists its product as uncharacterized. Bases 1 to 549 code for a protein of 182 amino acids. NCBI's taxonomy places the organism in Eukaryota, Metazoa, Mollusca, Bivalvia, Myida, Dreissenidae. The record is from RefSeq and is a predicted model, not a curated record. The transcript is spliced from 2 exons.